CCCGCCCCUCCCCUCCCCCGCGCUUGCCAUGACUAUUCUGCCCAAGAAGAAAGCUUGCCCGGCAGCAGGGGACGGAGACCGGGACCAGCCGGGCUCCCGGGGGGGUGGCCCGGGGGGCCCCGGAGGCCCUGGCGGCGUCGGGGGACCGGACCCCCGGGGCUGCUCUGGCGCCGACUCCCACCCGCGGGGCCCCGGCGGCGGCGGCGGCGGAGGCGGCCCCGGCGACCCGCAUUCCGGACGCGGCGGAGCCCGGCCCCGGGCCUCGCCUCCUCCCCCGCCGCCCCGCUGGGGCCUGCCCCCCGCUGGGUCCCCUCCGCCGCCCAAUCCCGGGGUCGGAGCCGGUGGCGACGGGACGGGCCUCGGCCUGCUGGACCCCGGCGUGGCUGACGCGCGGGGCGGGGUCGGCGGCGGCUGCUGCUCCGGGCCCGGCCACAGCAAGAGGCGGCGGCAGGGGGGACCCGGCGGGGGGCUGGGGGCGGCGGGGCCCGGGGGAGGGGGAGGCAACAGUCCCGAGCAAGAUGAGGCCGGCGCAGGCUACAACAGCGAGGACGAGUACGAGACGGCGGCGGCCCGCAUCGAGAGCAUGGACCCGGCCACCGUGGAGCAGCAGGAACACAGGUUCGAGAAGGCGCUGAGAGAGAAGAAAGGGUUCAUCAUAAAACAGAUGAAGGAAGAUGGGGCCUGCUUGUUCCGUGCUGUGGCUGACCAGGUAUAUGGCGACCAAGACAUGCAUGAAGUGGUCAGGAAGCACUGUAUGGACUACCUGAUGAAGAACGCCGAUUAUUUCUCCAACUACGUGACCGAAGAUUUCACCACUUACAUCAACCGGAAGCGGAAAAACAACUGUCAUGGCAACCAUAUUGAGAUGCAGGCCAUGGCAGAGAUGUACAACCGACCUGUGGAGGUUUACCAGUAUGGCACGGAACCCAUCAACACUUUCCACGGCAUCCAUCAGAAUGAGGACGAACCCAUCCGGGUGAGCUAUCACCGCAACAUCCAUUACAACUCCGUGGUGAACCCCAACAAAGCUACCAUCGGGGUGGGGCUGGGGCUGCCCUCCUUCAAGCCAGGGUACGCGGAGCAGUCCUUGAUGAAGAACGCCAUCAAGACGUCUGAGGAGUCUUGGAUCGAGCAGCAAAUGCUGGAGGACAAGAAGCGGGCGACUGACUGGGAAGCCACCAACGAGGCCAUUGAGGAACAGGUUGCCAGGGAGUCCUACUUGCAGUGGCUGCGUGACCAGGAAAAGCAGGCCAGACAGCCCCGCAAAGCCAGUGCCACCUGCAGCUCUGCUACGGCGGCUGCCGCCAGCGGCUUGGAAGAAUGGAGCGGCCGCUCUCCCCGUCAGCGCAGUUCAGCGUCUUCCCCGGAGCACCCGGACCUGCACAAUGAGCUGAACGCGGCCAAGCCGCCUUCCCCUGGGAGCACCACGGCCCUCGCACUUACAAAGCCCCCCUCCCCAUGUGCUCCCGGCACAAGCAGCCAGCUUUCUGCAGGCGGUGGCCGAGCAACCCCUCCCUUAGUGUCGUUGUAUCCAGCCCUGGAGUGCCGGGCAAUAAUGCAACAGAUGUCGCCCACCGCCUUCGGCUUGAGCGACUGGGACGACGAUGAGAUCCUGGCUUCGGUGCUGGCGGUGUCGCAACAGGAGUACUUGGAAAGCAUGAAGAAGAGCGCCCUGCACAGAGACAGUGGUUCCGACAAGAGUUGAUAACUCGCUCGCAGCUCCUGGGCUCGCCUGACACCCCUUAGGUGCAUGUUUUGGCAGGAAGGAUGAUAAUACCUGGGACCCCUCCCCUCCUCCGCUGCUGCUGAUCAACGCUCCUUUGGCUGCCCUUUUGCUCCCCACCUUUGGCUCUCUGCCUCCGACCCCUGGCGCGUCGGGGAAGAAGCAAGAGAGAGACAGGACCUCCUCGGCAAGGAGCUGGGACACACACAAGCUGGGGCAUGCUGGGCUUCCCCCUUCAUCAGCCGUUCUUUCAUUAUUAAAAGGAAUAAUUGAUCUGGUCCUCCGUGAGCCCUCCCCGCUUUGGGAUGAUAGGGAUGGGGGUCCCGCUUGCAUAUGAUGGACGAGGGGAGGUGGGCCGAGGUUGGAUUGAGGCGACCAGAGAGACGCUUAGCAGCUUCUGCAGAAGCAGAGUGCAGCUGCUCUAGGGUCGGCCAGCUUCCCUCACCCUGGAUGUUGGGGCAGAGUCAUUUUCAGGCACGGAGAGAGGGAUUGAGGGCUACUGUUUUCCCUGCACUCCUUCAUCCUGAUGCCAAGCCUUCUAACCCAAGGGACUUCACUAGGAGCGGUCCCUCACCCUGUAGCCAUUUUGAUCGCUCCUCCUCCAUCUCUGAGGAACCGCUCUGCCUCUUGUCCGUUGAUAGAACCACCUGAAUUACUGUCUCUUCUUUCUCUGUGUGAUUGCCUCUCUCUCUCUCUCUCUUUCCACCUGUGUGUAAUUUCUGGCUUGUUCACAUGUGGCUCUUCUCCUGAUGUCCCAGUGGGUACUGCUACUCCCCUGGUUCCGACCGUUUGCCCACCGCUGCGGUCUCCCUGGUACUGGGCUCGCUGGCCUUUCUUUGUCUCUCCUGCUGCUGCCUCUUCUGCUGGACUCGCUGUGCCUAGCAGCAGGAGGGAGAGCGGCAUGGCUCACCAUUCACUAUCAGUACUUCCCUUGGAAGGGGCCUGGCCUUAGUAGAGCUGUGCUGAAGCCGUGUAGGUAACAAAAUGGACUCUCAACAGACAGAGGCAGCAGCUACAGUGGUGGGAAGGCACCAGGCUCUCUCGUGGCAGAAGUAGACCUUGAACCCCGGGGUAAGGGCUAGUUGAAACAGGGUCAUCUGUCCUACCAGGUCCUGGGCUUUUGGUGGGCUGACUCAAAGGUCUAUAACUCCGAGAAAGGAAGGAUCUCUGGCAACCUUACCUCUUCCAGGUGUGGUGUCUUCCACACUACUGCUGUAGUUAUAUUUCAUGCAUUGUGGCCAUAUUUACUCUCUAAGCGUAGGGCCUGAACAGAUGUUUUUGACUGCCACUUUCAUGUAAGGGCACAAGGUGCUCAGCUACUCUUGCAUCUUUACACUGAGUCCAAACUCCAUGGAAAGUCGGGAUCUGCUGAAAUCCCUGCCCUUUCUGCUUUCUGAGGCUCAAAAGUGGCAGCUUUGAAAAUGGGGGUGGGCCGAGGAGGGGUGGUGGUGGUCUGCUUUAGAUCCAGGACAUUCCAUGGAUGACUGGUUUAAAAGUGGUAUUCGGUGCCUGAAAUAAAGUAUGGGCAGAGUUGACCACCUGUACUCGACUUCCUUCUCUCCCCGCCACCCACCCCGCCUCCUCUUUUGACCUGGGUGAUCAGCACCCCUGUACAGAUAGAGAAAGAGGCUGGAGCAGGUGAGGAUGUACUUGCCAUCCCUGAGAACAAAACAUCCAAGCCUGAUCCUUUGAAGGGGAUACGUCUGCCAUGCAUCCUAAUUUCAAGGAAACCUUAUCACUGGUAGCUGGAAGCUAACUUAGGGCAGCUCCCCGUUGCUUUCUCAUGGGUCCGGGGGUGUUGGAUCCCAGGGUCACCCAAAAGUAUGAAAACAGUCACUGGUGAUCAUCCGUUGGGAACUGAAUGAUUUGAUUUAUUACAUUUAUAUACCGCCCCAUAGCCAAAGCUCUCUGGGCAUGAGACCCUCUCAGAAGCACCCUGCCUCCCACCCAGGUGCUGGUUUACUGCCAGUCCGUAAUUAGAAUCCCUUGACCAGAAAUACCAACUUCUGCAAGAUUGGUGAAAGCAGAGUAAAUCAUGUAAAUAUUACUUUGUUGGAUCUAGAAAAGCAAUCAAAUAGAUUUGAGAUGCAUUAAACGGAGGCUAUGCACACUUGGCAUCACUGGUAAACCAUUCCUUUGGCUGUACCUCACAGAGGGAUGCCCCAGCGGCUGGGAAGGGCAGAGGUUGUCGUAGCUGGGGCUUGUUAGAAGGUGCAGGGGUGGGGGAGUCACCUGAGCCAGCUGGAAAGCCGUACGCUUCACCUUUUGACAUCUCCGCUGCCAGGAGGGCUGCCGACAUAACUUUAAAAAGAACUCCGCUUCUUGGCUUUCUGAUGGCCUCUCUGCUUGAAAUCAGGUUUGGAUGGCCGUCAUGCAGUGAGCCCACAUCCUUGGUUUAUGCGUUGUGGGGGGCGGGCAGUGGAAGGAGAGAGAGAAAAGACAAGUUGGACAAAUAAACACUAUCUCUGGUUGAUCUGUC
This is a messenger RNA of Elgaria multicarinata webbii, 4202 nucleotides long. It is a transcript of the gene OTUD5, whose product is annotated as OTU deubiquitinase 5. Gene Ontology annotation, molecular function: cysteine-type deubiquitinase activity. Gene Ontology annotation, biological process: protein deubiquitination. Lineage: Eukaryota; Metazoa; Chordata; Lepidosauria; Squamata; Anguidae. The coding region runs from base 29 to 1705 and encodes 558 amino acids. The transcript is spliced from 9 exons. The record is from RefSeq and is a predicted model, not a curated record.